CUGCUCUGUCUAUAUUUCCUCAUUUUCAGAUUCGAUAACGGGUAUGAGCUGAUUCUUUCCACAGCGGAAUUGACCCUCUACUACGUAUCCCGAUCCACUUUAUCCUCACUACUAUCGUACUCUGUGCUAAAUUAUCCAUUUGCGGUUCUGGUUAAGAUGAUGGUUUCCAACAUCAUGGUUAUCAAUGAUUUGACUGCUUCACGUAUUGAUGGAGCUCGAUGUUCGGCCAAAGUACUCGAUGGCAUGUGCUCGAAAAUGGCCUCUUCAAGUAUGUCUAAUGCUUCUUCACCAUUAGAAACUAUGGCCACUUCGGAAGAUUCUGGUGACAGUUCUCCUGUCACUCCACAAUCCAAGUGUUCCCCUCAUCCGUGUGCUACCUUAUUUGGCCAAUUCUAUGCUGCGGAUGAUUUUGACGUGUUGGAAAUGCUAGGAGAAGGUUUCUUCAGCAAAGUGUCGAAGGUAAGUUUCUAG
This is a messenger RNA of Cooperia oncophora, 471 nucleotides long. NCBI's taxonomy places the organism in Eukaryota, Metazoa, Nematoda, Chromadorea, Rhabditida, Trichostrongylidae. The record is from the annotation of a GenBank genome assembly.